UACAAUUUUAAUAUAUUUCGUAAUGUAAACACGCGGGAACGUCAAAAUGUCAACAAAGAUUAAAUCACAAAUUUCAUCGUCUUUUAAGAUGCACGGGCUUUCCCUAAGGAGUGAAGCCAGCAAAUACUUAGUGGACGUUUUCUCGCAAGUGGACCAAGAGGAGUUUCAAGAAUGGUUGGACAAAAUAAUUGAAAUAGUGCAAAAGCAACCCUUGUCAUCCACUCUAGUUGACAAGCACAUCUGUGAGACAGCUGUACAGGAAUGCAAUGCAGAGCAGCAUGACGAAGGUGACAAGAUAUUUUCUGUGAUAGAUGCAUUUUCUGUGCCAAGAUUUACUUAUAAGAAGGACAGGAAAAAGUUUAUACCUAGCUCCACGCUGGGUACCCUACCCCCCUGUCUCCAUGGUAAUGCAGACGACAAGGCAAACCUGUUCAGAGAGCGAUACACCAUUCUGCAACAGAGGACAUUGAGACAUGACCUGUUCACCCCUCCAGCCCUGGGCAGCACUCCAACGGAAUCUAAGAAAUUUCAGUUGAAGCCUAUAGAAUAUCUUCUGGGCACCACUGCUAAGCUGGGGGAGGUCAUUGUGUUGGGGAUGCUUACACUGUUGAAAGAGGGCAAGUGGUAUCUGGAAGAUCCUACUGGAGUCGUACAGAUCGACCUCUCAAAAGCUAACUUCCACACAGGUUUAUUCACAGAGAACUGUUUUGUGUUAGCUGAGGGAUGGUACGAAGAUGAAGUAUUCCAUGUGAACGCCUUUGGCUUUCCUCCACCCGAACCAGCCAAAACUACAAGGACAUUCUUCGGUAACAUCAAUUUCUUUGGCGGCCCAUCCAGCACAAGUGUGAAGGCCUCCAGCAAGCUAGCACAGAUAGAGCAGGAGAAUGCGGACGCCAUGUUCAUCAUACUGUCAGAUGUCUGGCUAGACCAGAUAAAGGUGACAGAGAAGCUUAAGACCCUGUUCUCAGGCUACUCCAACUUCCCGCCAACCUGCUUCAUUCUGUGUGGAAACUUCCUGUCCACCCCUCUCGGAACCAACCACGCAAAAGUACUCAAAGAAUGCUUCCACAAGCUUGCUGAGUUGCUAAGCGACUUUCCUGAGCUUGUGAAGACCAGCAAAUUCCUGUUUGUCCCCGGCCCCCAGGAUCCUGGCCCAUCUGCGAUACUGCCAAGACCUGCCAUUCCUAACUCCAUCACAGAAGAGUUUCGCAAGAAAGUACCCAAUGCUGUGUUCACGAGUAAUCCGUGUCGUGUGCAAUAUUGCACGCAGGAGAUAGUUAUUUUUCGGGAGGAUAUAGUCACAAAAAUGUGUCGCAAUUGCGUGAAAUUCCCUGAGGAUGGUGACGUUCCAACACAUUUCACAAAGACAGUGAUAUGUCAAGGCCACCUCACGCCCCUCCCCCUGCAUGUGUCUCCAGUUUACUGGCCCUAUGACAACGGCCUCUACUUGUACCCCUUGCCGGACCUCGUCAUCUGUGCCGACAAGCAUGACCCCUUCCACAGCACCUCCGUUGAUUGUACAGUAAUAAACCCGGGUUCGUUCCCAAGGACAGAUUUCAGCUUUAAGGUGUACCUUCCCGCCACCAGACAGAUAGAAGACAGCAAGAUAUCCGACUGAUAUCUAUUCCUGCAUAGGGACCACCUGGGACUAUAU
This is a messenger RNA of Dreissena polymorpha, 1654 nucleotides long. RefSeq names its product DNA polymerase epsilon subunit 2-like. The coding region runs from base 47 to 1618 and encodes 523 amino acids. The record is from RefSeq and is a predicted model, not a curated record. Gene Ontology annotation, biological process: error-prone translesion synthesis; DNA-templated DNA replication. Lineage: Eukaryota; Metazoa; Mollusca; Bivalvia; Myida; Dreissenidae. Gene Ontology annotation, cellular component: epsilon DNA polymerase complex. Gene Ontology annotation, molecular function: DNA binding. The transcript is spliced from 15 exons.